CCGCUUCACGGCGCUGACGUCUAUUUGUUAAGCCAUAUCAUAAUGGAUCAUCCACUUAGUACCUGUAUUGCUAUUCUUCAGUAUAUCAUCAAGGUGAUGAAAUCUGACCAUUCAAGAAUUCUUAGCCACGAUUUUCUUGAUCCUGAGAAGGAAGAAUAUAUAUCUCGCUUUCUGAACAAGCUGGACUUUCACAUAAUAGCAAGCCUGAACUGCUUCUCAAAUUUUCUCAAAGACUGGUUAGAAGUAUUUCACAGCGCAGACCCAGUACUUCAGUUGAAGAGAAUAUUUAAAAGGUCAAAAAAUUCAGUAGUAUUUGAGCUAAUAUUAGAAGAAUAA
This is a messenger RNA of Aspergillus homomorphus CBS 101889, 336 nucleotides long. RefSeq lists its product as uncharacterized. NCBI's taxonomy places the organism in Eukaryota, Fungi, Ascomycota, Eurotiomycetes, Eurotiales, Aspergillaceae. The transcript has 2 exons. The record is from RefSeq and is a predicted model, not a curated record. Gene Ontology annotation, molecular function: methyltransferase activity. The annotation marks the transcript as partial.